GCCUCAAAGCGGACCCUGCAAAGUCGCGGCCCCGCACGCGAGGCCGCAGGGCUCGGGCAGCGCGGGCAGGGGCGGGUGAGCCGCUGCGUGCGGGCUGCCCGAGGAAGCGCCUCGCUAGCGGGGCCCUGCGGCGAACCCCCGGGGCAGCCGGAGGUGCGGCGGCGCAGAAGGGCGCCCAGCGCGUCCGUGCGCCCUGCGGGCGCGGCGCGUCCAUGGGCAGCUCCUGGAACAGCAGCGCCGGCGCGGACGGCGCGGACGGCGCGCUGCUGCCGUGCGACGAGCGCCUCUGCUCGCCCUUCCCCCUGGAGGCGCUGGUGCCUGUGACCGCCGUGUGCCUGGGCCUGUUCGCCGUCGGGGUGAGCGGCAACGUGGUGACGGUGCUGCUGAUCGGGCGCUACCGGGACAUGCGGACCACCACCAACCUGUACCUGGGCAGCAUGGCCGUAUCCGACCUGCUCAUCCUGCUCGGGCUCCCCUUCGACCUGUACCGCCUCUGGCGCUCGCGGCCCUGGGUGUUCGGGCAGCUGCUCUGCCGCCUCUCGCUCUACCUGGGCGAGGGCUGCACCUACGCCACGCUGCUGCACAUGACGGCGCUCAGCGUCGAGCGCUACCUCGCCAUCUGCCGCCCGCUCCGUGCCCGCAUCCUCGUCACCCGGCGCCGCGUCCGCGCCCUCAUCGCCGCGCUCUGGGCGGUGGCGCUGCUCUCCGCCGGGCCCUUCUUCUUCCUGGUGGGCGUCGAGCAGGACCCCGGCCUCGACGCGGUCCCGGACCUAAACGGCAGCGCCCCGCUCACACUCACGCCCUCGCCCCGCACCUCGCCGCCACCGUCGCACCCCGGGUCCUCGCGAGCGCCACCGCUGUCCCCCCCGUCGGGGCUCGAGGCCGCGGCGGCCGCGGCUCUGUUCAGCCGCGAGUGCCGGCCCAGCCCGGCUCAGCUAGGCGCGCUUCGCGUCAUGCUUUGGGUCACCACCGCUUACUUCUUCCUGCCCUUUCUGUGCCUCAGCGUCCUCUACGGGCUCAUCGGCCGGGAGCUGUGGAGGAGCCGGGGGCCGCUACGAGGCCCGGCCGCUUCCGGGCGCGAGAAGGGCCACCGGCAGACGGUCCGCGUCCUGCUGGUGGUGGUUCUGGCAUUUAUAGUGUGCUGGUUGCCUUUCCACGUUGGCAGGAUCAUUUACAUAAAUACGGAAGAUUCCCGGAUGAUGAACUUCUCUCAGUACUUUAACAUUGUUGCUUUGCAACUUUUCUAUCUGAGUGCAUCCAUCAACCCGAUCCUCUACAACCUCAUUUCAAAGAAGUACAGAGCAGCGGCCUGGAAACUGCUGCUGGCUACACAGUCCAGACAGAGAAGUUUCUGCCGAAGCAGGGACACGGAGGGGGACAUGGGAGGAGACGCUGCUGGCUACACAGAGACCAGCGCCAAUGUACAGACGUCGUCAACCAGUACCGCCAAGCAAGUCGCCUUGUCCCACAAUGCUGAGACUUCAGGGAAGACAGGUCUGUAGGGAAAUCAGGACUGAAGGGGGCGGGGGGUGGGGGGCGGUACUGAUGCCCUCAGGAAGAGUUGGGAAGAGUCGUCAACAUUCUGCAAGUUGGUCAACAUGUCAACAUCAUGUCAGCAACAUGUCAGCAUGAUGUUCGUUUUUAAAACCAAGGUAUGCAAUUGAACCGUAUGCAAUUGAACCGCCUUCCAUUUUCCCCCCUCAAGGAUGUUCAUUACAGACGCACGAAAUCCCACAUCACAAAAUGUGCUCUGGGAGGUUUUCUAAGUCUUCAUUCUCCUAGACUUUGGAAAUAGGAUUGCUCAUUUUCUGGGUAAUAAGAGAGAUGCUGCCAUGAAAAUUGUCACCUCUGAGAUCAGGGGUGUAUUUUGUUUUUAUGUUUUGGAUAUACACGUAAUGGUGCCUAUACAAGGAACCCAGGAUAAUAAGAGUUUUUAUUCAAGAAAUUACUUAAUGUCUAUAUAAGGUAGCAAAAUUGUUUAGAAGUAAGUGAAAGGAAUUCUGGGUAAAAGCCAAUGUGCAGCCGCCUCACUCCUGGCUCAGAACAAAUCAUAGAGUUUAGGAACAACACUGUCUUUCAGAACUGCUGUUCAUAUGCACUGUGUUGCAACCCACUUGUCCCCAACACUGCCCAUGGGGCUUGCCGGGCGCCAUUGCCGUGAGGUAACAAACCUGGGCACGGAAGCCUGAGAGCAGGGAGCUGCAGCAGGACUUGGCUUCUUGACAGAGUGACUACUAAUGACAUUUAUGAAGAUCUGAUUUGCCUCGGCUUGGUGGGAUAAGAGUUGUCAUCAUUCCUGUUUUACUGGUGAUGGAACUGAAUCUUACAUUUCCCAGACAGGAACUGGUGGGUCUGAGUCCGAACUCCUAUCUUUAAGAUUCUUACCCACUCCCACCCUGAGAAACUGCUCUUAGUGAAAAAACACAAGGGUCCACGGAUGCCGUCAAGGGUGAAGGAGAAUGUCUUGGGCAUUCUGACCAACAGCUCUGUAACUGUUUUGUGUUUUAGUUUAAAACACAGAACUGUCUUUAGAGGGCUGCGGUUGCGGCCUCACCCAGCUCCAGGGGGCCUCGUUCACACCACAGUCUAUAUGAAUGGCGCCCCCUGGAGGUGGGCAGGGCACAGAGUGCUGAGUUGUAAACUACAAACGGUAAACGGGAAAACCAGAGAGACUCUGCUCAACGUGCUGACAAAGUUCUGUCACAUUUCCAUGUAAUUAACUAAACACAGGGGUGCCUUCAAGUCCCCAUAAAGGAUGCUAACACCCUGGCCCUGCCCUCAAUUGGUACAGCAGAGAAGUGUCUCUUCUACACUGUUUCUCUGAGCUAGCGGCAGAAGCACAUAGUGGCCACUGGGGGCAGCAGGCCCUAAACUGUAUUCUGCAGUUUUUGGUGAUGAUUUGCAAAAAGGACCCUGUGGUCAAAUAUGGUGGGAAAGCACCACAUAGCUGCCCCCUCCUUGAGAGUCACCACAGCACAUAUCACACCAGAAGCCCCAGAUUGUUGUUUCACCCAGCAUUUCCUGGACUUACCACAGAGCCAACUCCCCAUCCCCCCUCCUCAGGAACUCUUAUGAAAUCUGGUGGCCUGAGCCACACUGUUGAGACAGCAGGGCUCUCACAGUGGAGGUGCCAGCCUUAUGCCACUGCCUCUGCUUGGGAGCACUAAGUAGGGACGUGCCGGAGCUCCUGCCACACAGUCUUUCCACGCAUGUGAGUGUCUCUUUGGGGCAGUCAGACCAGGCCUCUUCCCUAUGGAAGAUCAUGGUUAAGAACCUUACUGAUAUUUUAAGUGUAAAAUGUUACAGAUACGGAAGCAAAGGCCUCUCCUUUGAGCUUUUUUGGUCAGAUUAGAGAGAUGAGGGAUUUACAUCACACUUUCCUGUGACCCAAGUGUGUUCCCAGGCAUGGCAGCGAGGAGGAUCCCGCUUCUUUUGUCGUGUGGACCCUGGGAUGGAAUGUCUGAGGCCCAUCUCUCCUGCAGACCACUGUUUGCUUGUUUUUGAAAUGCUGGUCUCACCCAUCACUAGACUGUGAAAUCGCUGGACUGUGUCACUUUCUUUUCUUUUCUUUUUUUUUUUUUUUUUUUUUGUAGGAAGUAGUGGGGCAAGAAGAGAAUAGAGGAAUCAGGCCAUCACUUGUAGUAAAGGUAAUUAUCAUCUUGUGAAACUUGUUUCAAUCAUAUAGUGGCUGGUGUCAUUCCUGGUUCAGAAAAUAAAAUGUGUUUUUACUGUGGGUUGUGGUAAAAAAAUAUGAAAAGUUGUUCUAAGAUCUAAAAUUGUUCUCUAUCCCAGCAAAGAGUGUCCUUGUGUAUUGACAAUUGACUGUAACAAGAGAGGGGAGUCCUACAAAGACCCAGGGUGGCUGGGUCAGGGAUCAUUGCAGAGUGUGGUUUUCACUCCUCGACCCUCCCUGGAGGCUGUUCCCCAGGGCCACUCCUGGCACCCUACACGUGCUGGUGUCCCUGCCAGUUUCUCUCGAACCCUCUCUGCUGUCUGCAAGCCACAGUGCUUUUGUUAGGUGAGGCAUCAGCCUUGUUAGGGUUUGUGUUUCAUUUACUCACUCAGGAAAUAUUUACUAAGAUGCUAAGUGUAUAUGACAGCCUGGAUUUAGCGUAUGACAGAACACACUAGAAAGAGAAAUCCAUGUAAUGAUGGUGUCCAAAUCAAUCACCCUUUUAAUGGCAUUUUUUGUUUGAAAUGUGUACAUGUGUCAUCAACACUAACCCAGGUUUAGCUCACAGGGUAACAAAAUCCCUUACAUCAGAUGGGGCUGCAGAGUAUCACAUUAGUGUUACCCACAGAGACAUUCCUCCCUUUUUAAAAAAAUUUUUUAAAGUGUAUUCAUUUAUUUUGAGAGAGAGAGAGAGAGAGAGAGAGAGAGAGAAUCCCAAGCA
Felis catus (domestic cat) is the source of this 4394-nucleotide messenger RNA. It is a transcript of the gene MLNR, whose product is annotated as motilin receptor. Gene Ontology annotation, cellular component: plasma membrane. Lineage: Eukaryota; Metazoa; Chordata; Mammalia; Carnivora; Felidae. The transcript is spliced from 2 exons. Gene Ontology annotation, biological process: G protein-coupled receptor signaling pathway. The coding region runs from base 213 to 1502 and encodes 429 amino acids. The record is from RefSeq and is a predicted model, not a curated record. Gene Ontology annotation, molecular function: G protein-coupled peptide receptor activity.